AUGUCCGCAAAGAAACAGCAGAAGCCCAAGUUCGAGGUCAGAGGCUAUAGCGAGCACAAAGCUCCCAAACCGGCUUCUCCCUCAGCGAGCACGAUCCUCGUCUCCCCCAGCAAUGAGAUCCUCCUUCUUCACCGUGUCCAGACCUCUAGUGCUUUCCCCUCAGCGCACGUGUUUCCCGGAGGCAACCUAGAACCCAGUGACGGGGAGCUGCCGAGUGAUCCCAAGGAUGUGAAUCGGCAUCUGGAAAACAUUGCCUAUCGCACCGGCGCGAUUAGGGAGCUGUUUGAGGAGACGGGGAUAUUGUUGGCUCGCGAAUCCAAAACCGCAGAGUCGCUGCUCCCCGUCAGCACGGCGGUGAGAAAGGACGGCCGCGAAGCGGUGCACAAGGGCAAGAUCCCCUUCAAGUCCUGGCUAUCUUCCAUUUCCCCGAACGCGGUCCUCGACACGGACCGCCUGAUCCCGUUCACCCACUGGGUGACCCCGCCUAAUGUACCCAAACGAUUCACCACGCAGAUGUACAUCUACUUUGUCGACCCCUCGGAGAAGGGCAAUCCAAGUGUCCACGCGACCGCGGAUCAGAUCGAGACCAUGGCGCCAGAGUGGAGGACCGCGAGGGAUUGGUUGAGUAUGGCGAGAAGUGGAGACAUCAUCCUGUUUCCGCCUCAAUUUCUCCUCCUCUACCUUGUCUCUGAGAUCCUCGAUGGACCCGGCGAAAGCGAGGAGGAUAUUUUGAAAAAAAGGGAGAUAUUGAAACGACGGAUUGACACGGAAGGGAAACCGGUGCCAUGGAAGGAGAAGUUUAUUUCUCCCAUCGGCAUGAGUUUCGGCGAGGACGGCCGAAGCGUGCUUGCGCUCGAUAAACCGGGUCCCGAAUUGAAAGGGUCGGAUUUGAAGGGGGACGACGAGUACGUUGUGAUCGUGAAAUUCAACAAAGAGGGACCAAGGGACGUGGAGAUUGGUUUGAGAAAGGACGUCCUGAGGGAAAGGAGGGAAAAGGGAAUAGAAAAGGCGAGUAAGAUAUAG
Messenger RNA from Fonsecaea multimorphosa CBS 102226, 1023 nucleotides. RefSeq lists its product as uncharacterized. The transcript has a single exon. The coding region runs from base 1 to 1023 and encodes 340 amino acids. Gene Ontology annotation, molecular function: hydrolase activity, acting on acid anhydrides, in phosphorus-containing anhydrides. Lineage: Eukaryota; Fungi; Ascomycota; Eurotiomycetes; Chaetothyriales; Herpotrichiellaceae. The record is from RefSeq and is a predicted model, not a curated record. Gene Ontology annotation, cellular component: mitochondrion.